AUGAGGGCACCUUUGAUUGUUAUAGAGGGCUUAGAUCGAACGGGCAAGUCUACACAGACAGCUAAAUUAUGCCAUCGUCUCAAUGGCUUCUUGGUAAAGUUUCCGAACAGGGAAACUCCAAUUGGAAAACUGUUGAAUCAGUACCUGACAGACGCGAGUAAUCCUAUGCCGUUGGAAGUAGCUCAUUUACUCUUCAGUGCCAACCGUUGGGAAAUGGUCAAAAAUAUUGAGGAUCUACUAAGUAAAGGAACUCCUGUUGUGAUGGACCGGUACGUUUAUAGCGGAGUGGCGUAUUCCAUGGCUAAAGGCCUCGACAUCGAAUGGUGUCUUGCUCCUGAUAAAGGACUACCCAAACCAGACGUUACUAUUUUUCUAAAGGCCAACGAUCUUGAUAGCAUAAGUCAAAGAGAAGGCUUUGGAGAGGAACGAUACGAAGUUGCAAGUCUGCAAACGUCGGUAAGGAACAAUUUUGAAAUUCUACGGUCUCGUUACGAUGAGUGGAAGGUAAUUAUAAUCGAUGGCAAGGAUAUUGAUCAAGUGCAUGAGCACAUAUGGGAACUGGUUUGUCCUUUAACCCGAGGAGUAACUACUGGAUUGAACAGAUUUUAG
Molecule: messenger RNA, 609 nt
Organism: Komagataella phaffii GS115
Lineage: Eukaryota; Fungi; Ascomycota; Pichiomycetes; Pichiales; Pichiaceae
Product: Thymidylate and uridylate kinase
Exons: 1
Coding region: 1-609 (202 amino acids)
Biological process (GO): dUDP biosynthetic process; dTTP biosynthetic process; dTDP biosynthetic process
Cellular component (GO): cytoplasm; cytosol; nucleus
Molecular function (GO): ATP binding; dTMP kinase activity
Source: RefSeq, a predicted model, not a curated record